AGGUCCUACAAUUUCGUUUGUUGUACACUACCUACACUCGCACACAUGCACCAGAUCACACGUCCAAUUGCUCCGAUGAAAUUUUUAAAAUAUGACGUUAACUUCCCAAGCCACAAGGAAUCUCCAACCAUGCUGCACGACAAGCACAGCGGUGACAACAAGGAACAGAAGGAGGCACACGCCGGUGACGCCGUCCAGGGCUCCUACUCGCUGCUGCAGCCCGACGGCGUGCAGCGCAUCGACGAGUAUACCGCAGACAAGGAGCACGGCUUCAACGCUAUUGUGCGCUACGAGGGACACCCCGCGUUCGCGCCCGCCAAGCUCGCCUACACCGCCCCUGUGGCCUACUCCGCCCCCGUCGCUUAAUGAUUUUGCUGCACUAAAGUACAGGCGAGUUUUGUAACACAUUGCAUAACAAUUAUUAUAUCUUGUACUCUUGACCUGUAGUUAUUAAAUAAAUCCUCAAACCGUUUAAAUGUUUUAUUUAAAUGUGCAAUUAUUCUUGAAACCUCGUAAAAUAUUAGAAAUUAGAAGCUAUUAUUAUUAUCAUUCAUUCUUGUAAACUUAUAGUUACUUUUACCCACACUACCCACCCGUACUUACGAUAACAAGUAGCUCCGUACAAAUUAAUUGUGUUUGAUUAGAUAUUCUAAUAUUUAACUAGCAAUUAAGUGUUAAAAAAUUAUAACACUCGAGUAAAAGUU
Chilo suppressalis (striped riceborer) is the source of this 704-nucleotide messenger RNA. The record is from the annotation of a GenBank genome assembly. Lineage: Eukaryota; Metazoa; Arthropoda; Insecta; Lepidoptera; Crambidae.